GGGAAGCCACUCUGCCUCCUUCCAUUCAUUUUGAUUCCGCAUUUUGUCUCUCUCCAAGUCAAAAGCUAUAAAAAAUAGAAAAAGGGUGGUGGUGGUGAUUUUGGGAGAUCCCUUUAAGGGAGCCUCAGAUUUCUUGCAAAAGGGGAAGGGGGAAAAAGGAUGUUUGUUUGGGAAGCUUGAUUUCCGCUCUCUUAAAUUCGGGGUUUUUUUUUUUAAAAAGGAAAAAAAUUGUGCGUGGGGAGGGGGACGCUGGAAAUAUUUUCUCCCCUCGUUUCUCUCCUUCGAUCUGCGGAUCUCUCCAUUUGUUUAUCGGAAAGCCCAGGCACGCACGCAGCUCCCAGCCUCUUCGGUGUUUUUAUUUAGAGAAAGGGAGGGAGGGAGAGAGAGGGAGAGAGAAGGGGAGCAAAAGAAAAGAUGGAGGUCGAAGAUGCGGACUGUUUGCUCCAAAGUGGUAUAUGUUUGCUACUUCUGGGUGACUGCAGGCAACGCUGAGCGCCGCGACCUUUCUCCAGCCUCUCGGAGUACUUUGGAGGAGGAAGAAGUAGUCUCAGGAGGGGGGAAAAGCGGGGGAAGUCUGUUACCUUAUUUUGCAGGCACCAAAACAGGCUUUUUCCCCCUGCCUCCCCUUCCCCCGUCUUGGUUUCUCAUUCAGAGGGGGACAGAACAAUUUCCUUCCUAAGGAGUGGGGAGAAGAGAUAAAAAACAACACCCCUUUGCUCCAAAACAUCUCUUAUUUUUUCACCUUUCCAAUUUCUUAUUUUCCCCUCCUCCCCUGAGUUUUUGAAGGAAGGGGAGGCUUAGAUUCCCCCUCCCCAUUAUUAUUUUUCUUGGGGAGGGGAGGAGAACUGAGGACUUAAAACUAUUGGGGUUUUGCGUGUGUAUAUAUAUCUAUCUAUCAAGAAAAGGCCGUUUUGCUCCAAAAUAAUAAUAACAAAAAAGAGGAAUGAAGUCAGGCGCCGGAGGAGGGUCUCUGACCUUAUUUGGGGGACUUCUGAUUAUCUUGACUGCAUUUUGCCUGUGGCCAGCAAAUGGAAAAAUUUGUGGGCCAAACAUUGACAUUCGUAACAAUGUGGAGCAGUUCAAGCAGCUGGACGACUGUACGGUGAUUGAAGGGUACCUCCGGAUUUUGUUGAUCAGCCAAGCCGAGGACUUCAGUCACUACCGCUUCCCAAAACUCACGAUGAUCACGGACUAUCUGCUGCUGUUCCGUGUUGCGGGCUUGGAGACCCUCAAAGACCUCUUCCCCAACCUCACAGUUAUCCGCGGCAAGAACCUUUUUUACAACUACGCAUUGGUCAUCUUUGAGAUGACUAACCUCAAGGAAAUUGGACUGUACAACCUGAGGAACAUAACCCGGGGGGCCAUCCGGAUCGAAAAGAAUUCUGACCUGUGUUACCUCUCUACCUUGGACUGGUCUCUGAUCUUGGAUGCUGUUUCCAACAACUACAUCGUGGGGAAUAAACCGCCAAAGGAAUGCGGGGACUUGUGUCCGGGGACAGCCGAGGAGAAGCCGCUUUGUGAGAAGACAUCCAUUAACAACGAAUACAGCUAUCGCUGCUGGACUUCCGGCCACUGCCAGAAAAUGUGUCCCAGCUCAUGUGGCAAACAUGCUUGUACUGACCAAAAUGAAUGUUGCCACCCGGAGUGCUUGGGAAGCUGUACGGCCCCAAACAACAACUCGGCAUGUGUGGCUUGUCGCAACUACUACCACGAUGGGACCUGCGUUGCUACCUGCCCGCUCAACACGUACAAGUUUGAGGGCUGGCGCUGCAUCACGAAGGAGGCCUGCUCCAAAGUGGCCUUGGAACACUUUGACUAUGACAGCUUUGUGAUUCAUGACGACGCGUGUGUGUCUGACUGUCCUCCUGGAUUUGUGCGCAAUGAUACUCAAAGCAUGUUCUGCAGCCCUUGCGAAGGACCCUGCCCCAAGGUGUGCCCCUUUGAAAAGACGAUAACCAUUGACUCUGUCACGUCAGCAGAGUUGUUACAAGGAUGCACAGAAAUCAAAGGGAGCCUCGUUAUCAACAUCCGCCGUGGAAGCAACAUUGCUUCAGAACUGGAGAACUUGAUGGGCUUGAUAGAAACAGUGACUGGCUAUGUGAAGAUCCGGCAUUCCCAUGCACUGGUGUCCCUCUCAUUUUUGAAGAAUCUGCGCUAUAUUAACGGAGAGGAUCAGCUGGAAGGGAAUUAUUCAUUUUAUGUUCUGGACAACCAAAACCUGCAACAGCUAUGGGACUGGAGCCAUCACAACCUGACCAUAAAGGAAGGCAAGAUGUACUUUGCUUUUAAUCCCAGACUCUGUGUUUCGGAGAUCCAGGAAAUGGAGAGGGUUACUGGAACCAAAGACCGGCAGAGUAAAGGUGACGUUAAUCCAAGGAACAACGGAGAGAGAGCGUCCUGUGAAAGCCACAUUCUGAAAUUCAUUUCCAACACAACCAGGAAGAAUCGGAUCAUGCUAACCUGGGAACAGUAUCGCCCCAAAGACUACAGAGAUCUGAUUAGCUUCACCGUUUAUUACAAAGAGGCACCUUUCAAGAACGUGACAGAAUAUGAUGGGCAAGAUGCAUGCCGCUCUAACAGCUGGAACCUGGUUGAUGUGGACCUUCCUCAAAAUAAAGAGGACAAUCCGGGGAUUUUGCUACAGGCGCUUAAACCAUGGACUCAGUAUGCCAUUUAUGUCAAGGCUGUCAUGCUCACUAUGAUGGAGAAUUACCAUGCUCAUGGAGCAAAGAGUGAGAUCGUCUACAUCCGAACGAAAGCUGCAGUACCAUCUGUUCCUCUGGACGUCAUUUCAGCUUCCAAUUCUUCCUCUCAGCUGAUUGUGAAAUGGAACCCACCCACUUUCCCCAAUGGCAACCUCUCCUACUACAUUGUGCGGUGGCAACAGCAGCCUCAGGAUAGUUACCUUUAUAGGCACAACUACUGCUCCAAAGAUAAAGUCCCAAUUCGGAGGUAUGCCGACGGCACCAUCGAUACGGAGGAAGCAACUGAACCUACCAAACCUGAGGGUUCUGGGGGAGAAAGGGGACCUUGUUGCUCCUGCCCAAAGACAGAGGCAGAGAAGCAGGCAGAGAAAGAGGAGGCGGAAUACAGAAAAGUCUUCGAGAAUUUUCUGCAUAAUGCCAUCUUUUUGCCCAGGCCUGAUCGGAAGCGGAGGGAUCUGUCGCCUGUUGCAAACACAACCUUUGCUCACAAGAACAGGACUGCCACAGCCCCAGAGCACUUUGCCAAUGAAUCGGAUGCUGAGGAGGCCGAGAUGGAGUUUCCCUUCUUCGAAAGCAAAGUGGAAGGCCGGGAGCGGACGCUUAUCUCUCACCUCUUGUCUUUCACGCUCUACCGUAUUGACAUCCACAGCUGCAAUCAUGAAGCUGCAAAUCUCGGCUGUAGCGCCUCUAACUUUGUUUUUGCAAGAACCAUGCCUGCAGAAGGAGCUGAUAACAUUCCAGGGCCAGUAACGUGGGAAGGGAAGGAAGAAAACAUUAUAUACCUCAAGUGGCCAGAACCGGUUAGCCCCAAUGGGUUGAUCUUGAUGUAUGAAAUCAAAUAUGGGCAAAAUGGAGAGGAGAAGCGAGAAUGUGUUUCAAGGCAAGAAUACAAGAAACUUCGAGGUGCCAAACUGACACAUCUGAACCCUGGAAAUUAUUCUGUCCGAGUUCAAGCCACAUCACUGGCUGGGAACGGAUCCUGGACUGAGGCAAUCUCAUUCUAUGUGCAGCCCAAAACACCGAAUUACGGGGGUUUCUUGCACCUGAUUAUUGUUCUACCCAUUGCUGUCAUUUUGAUCAUUGGAGGGCUGCUCAUCAUGCUGUAUGUCUGUAAUAAAAAGAGGAACAGUGACAGGCUUGGAAACGGAGUGCUCUAUGCCUCUGUGAACCCAGAAUAUUUCAGCGCCUCAGAUGUGUACGUUCCAGAUGAAUGGGAAGUACCCCGGGAAAAGAUUACCAUGUGCCGAGAAUUGGGGCAGGGCUCCUUUGGAAUGGUGUAUGAAGGGAUAGCGAAAGGCGUGGUUAAGGACGAGCCAGAAACCAGGGUGGCCAUCAAAACAGUCAACGAGUCAGCAAGCAUGCGAGAGCGGAUCGAGUUUCUGAAUGAGGCUUCGGUGAUGAAGGAGUUCAACUGCCACCAUGUCGUGCGGCUGCUUGGAGUUGUUUCUCAAGGCCAGCCCACGCUGGUCAUCAUGGAACUUAUGACCCGUGGAGACUUGAAGAGUUACCUGCGGUCACUCCGACCAGGCACAGAGAAUAACCCGGCUCAUAUUCCUCCAGCCCUAAAGAAGAUGAUUCAGAUGGCAGGCGAGAUUGCGGAUGGCAUGGCUUAUCUCAAUGCCAACAAGUUUGUCCACAGAGAUCUCGCUGCAAGGAACUGUAUGGUGGCUGAGGACUUUACUGUGAAAAUUGGAGAUUUUGGCAUGACGAGAGAUAUAUACGAGACCGAUUACUAUCGCAAAGGUGGGAAGGGACUGCUUCCUGUCCGCUGGAUGUCCCCAGAAUCACUGAAGGACGGCGUGUUCACGACAAACUCGGACGUCUGGUCUUUUGGUGUCGUCUUGUGGGAGAUAGCCACGUUAGCAGAGCAGCCUUACCAAGGCAUGUCCAACGAGCAAGUUCUUCGCUUCGUGAUGGAGGGUGGCCUUUUGGAGAAGCCAGACAACUGUCCUGAUAUGCUUUUCGAGCUGAUGCGCAUGUGCUGGCAGUACAACCCCAAGAUGAGACCCUCCUUCCUGGAGAUCAUCGGAAGCAUAAAGGACGAACUGGACCCAGCCUUCAAAGAGGUCUCCUUCUUCUACAGCGACGAGAACAAGCCGCCCGACACGGAGGAGCUUGACUUAGAGACAGAGAACAUGGAGAGCAUUCCUUUGGAUCCUUCCUCGACCCUCCAACCUUCUGACAAACACUCAGGACAUAAAGCUGAGAACGGCCCUGGCGUGGUGGUCCUGCGGGCCAGCUUUGAGGAGAGGCAGCCGUACGCGCACAUGAACGGGGGGCGCAAGAAUGAGCGAGCCUUGCCUUUGCCUCAGUCUUCGGCCUGCUGACCUUUCAGAACCAGGUUUUUUUUUUUUUUUGUCGUUGUCGCGAAACCGUGCAUCUGCACAAGCAUCGGGAGAGGGGUGGGGGAGAGAGAGCAAGCAAAGCAAGAAAGAAAAAUAACAAUAUAUUCAAAAGCCUACUGUACCUCAGUGGAUCUUCAGAACUGUCAUAGCUGCACACAGGAGAAUCCUCUCUUCAGUUUAAAAGUUGAACUAGCAUUUUUCCUCUUUUUUCUUUUUCUUUUUUUCAAUAUGCAAGCAGAAGAUUGUUUCAAAGCAAAAAAAAAAAAACUCUGAAUGUGGGGCACACACUCAGCCUUCUAAAACUCUUUGACAGUAACAAUAGCAAAUGAAAACUUGAGAAUCUGA
Messenger RNA from Lacerta agilis (Sand lizard), 5395 nucleotides. It is a transcript of the gene IGF1R, whose product is annotated as insulin like growth factor 1 receptor. The coding region runs from base 944 to 5032 and encodes 1362 amino acids. NCBI's taxonomy places the organism in Eukaryota, Metazoa, Chordata, Lepidosauria, Squamata, Lacertidae. Gene Ontology annotation, biological process: multicellular organism development; positive regulation of kinase activity; regulation of JNK cascade. Gene Ontology annotation, molecular function: phosphatidylinositol 3-kinase binding; insulin receptor activity; insulin receptor substrate binding. The transcript has 21 exons. The record is from RefSeq and is a predicted model, not a curated record. Gene Ontology annotation, cellular component: axon; insulin receptor complex; membrane.